Messenger RNA from Ruditapes philippinarum (Manila clam), 3352 nucleotides. RefSeq lists its product as uncharacterized. The record is from RefSeq and is a predicted model, not a curated record. Gene Ontology annotation, molecular function: lipid binding. Lineage: Eukaryota; Metazoa; Mollusca; Bivalvia; Venerida; Veneridae. Gene Ontology annotation, cellular component: membrane; extracellular region. Bases 112 to 1857 code for a protein of 581 amino acids. The transcript has 5 exons. Gene Ontology annotation, biological process: lipid transport; lipoprotein metabolic process.
GUGCGUUUGUUGUUUUUAGCAUAAAUAUCAGCCUUUAGUAUUAUAUAGAUGAAAUGCUUGCAGAUGUUGAUUAAGUUGAUAAGUUACAAUCGGAGAUUCAAAUUUUAAUACAUGAUGGAUCAAAUGGAUGAUGGAGAUUUUCCUCAACUUCAAGUUAUUACGGAAUUUCUUAGGACAGAAGCUGAAAACCGUGUUGUGCAAACCACCGAAUUGCAGCUGUAUCAGUGUAUUUCAAAUUGUAUUCAAGACAUAACCGACAGGACACCGGGACAUACAUUUAACAAUCCUUGUGGGGAAAAUUGUGUUAGCCAUCUCACAAAUUCAGAUUAUUUAAAGAAAACUGUUGUGGAACUGCUGGAGAAAAAAUCGGAACAAUUCCAGUCUGUCUCAGAUAUGCUAGUAGACAAUGUUCAUAUCCAGGACAGUGAUACAAAUAAAAAGCAAGUGUAUGAGAUGAUUAUUGCAGAUUGCAAGAGCGGAUCUAACUACCAGGUUUAUAUAAAACUACUUCUUUAUGCAAUAGCUACCUGCACAAAUACCCCGAUUUAUAUCUUAGAUACAAAUGAAACCGGUCUACAUUGGGUAUAUUAUCAACCAUUAUUCAGCUAUGAAGAACAAACGGGACGCUGUAUAAGAUUUAUUACAAUGUAUAUGUCGCCAGUGAGAACGUUUUAUCCUAUAUAUCAACACGACAUUGAGGACAAAAGAAAACCAAAAGCAGAAGGUCAAAUUGGAAUGUAUUUGAGUAUCUUAAAAGAUAUACAAGUUCUUGAAAUAGAUGUACCAAGUACAUUAUUGAACGUCUCGAAUUCAUUCAAAUCCGAGAUAUGCAGCAAAUGUAACCGGGAAGUUAUUAAACAAUGCUGUGAGAUAUUUAGAUCACUUGACAUGAUAGAUGAGGAAACUUUUACAUGUAUGGCAACAGCGUACAGAGCACGUUCAAAAUCUUUGAACAUGCUCCAAGGAAUAGCAGAACAAAAUGAACUUGCGUUUAAAAUUAUUUGUCAGGUUUUGAUACAUCGUCAGGAGAAAAAGGUAUUGUCACCAUAUGUAGAGGAUUGGGAUUCAUUUGUGUUUGAGUGCAGUUAUUUGAAACAAUUCAAAGCUCUCGAAGCACUUGAUAACGCUGUAUACAACAGAAAUGUGGUCGUCACAGGUUUUGUAAGCUCUUGUCAUUUGGGUGGUCGUGAAAUGGACGAAAGAAGGAAGAAAGUUACAACAACAGUUAUUGCAAGUUCUUCAGCUGGAAUUGUAUCUGGUGGGCUUGUUGUAGCCGGAAUAAUAUUAGCACCGACGACGUUUGGAGUAUCAUUAGCGCUAAGCAUAGCUGGGGGAGCAAUAGGUAUGGCGUCUGGUGUUGCUGCAGGGACAGCCAGGGCAAUAGAAGCCGUGAAAGAAAACAAAAAACUGGGACACAUCAAGACACUACAAAACAAUAUGCAAGACAAAGAAAGGGAUGUGGCAAAGGCGCUCCAUGAUGUAGAACUUGUUUUUGAAACAAUUAAAGGAAAAAAUUCGGAUGUUGAAGAUGGCGAUUUUGGUAAAAGCAAACGCGGGUUUCUGGCAGUUGGUUCUGUUUUUCGAGCGACCCAUGGCGGGGUUGGGAUAGGACUUGUGGCAACACGAUUGGCAGCAUCGACAACAGCUGUUUCUGCAGCCAUCCUUGGGCCGUUAUCUUUGGUAUUAGAUAUCGCUUUUCUAGCUGAAGCAGUACAUAACAAGGCAAAUGGCGAUAAAACAAACUCUAGUAAAAUAUUACAAACUGCUGCAGAAAUAAUAGAAACAAAGUCUAAAAUAUUCAACAGUAUGUUGCGCGGAAAUUGCGAUGAAGAACAGAGAAUGUUUGACCGUAAUUAAUGACUAGCAAGAGUUUUUGUUCACAACAGUUCAGCAUAUCAGCUUUCACUCUCUGCUGAAUACACAUAUGAACAAGAAUAUUUUAGUGGUACUGUAGUUAAAUACAUAUAUCUGACUGGUUUGUGAUACAAUGAAUUAAGAGUUAACUCAUAGUUAACUCAUAAGACUUAAAAACUAUUCGAAUGAGUACAAUGUAUAGAUCCCUACAUGACCCUAAUCUUUUCAAUUUGGAUUAACGGAUUAGUAGAUUACAAUAAGAAUUUCACCACACAAUAUUUCUUAACAAAAGAACACAAGUCAAUAUUUGUGGCUACAUCUAUUAUUAUUUAAAUAAAAGGUCACAGUAGGGAUCUAUCAUGUAGUCAUGUAUAUCAAACUUUGAUAGAAAAUGGCGUUACAACGCUAAACAACAUAUAAAAUUAUAAAUAACGUAAAAGGGUGUAAUAACGCACCAAAGGGCUAAGUUAAGUGAAUAAUAGUAAAUAUGAAACCCAGUGCCUCAAAAACCCCUCAACAUAUGGCCAACCAUGGUUUAUACCUGUGUACCUUGCCAGGAUCAUGAACUGUGUGGUGGUAAGUGAGUAAAUUACAAAGUUAUUAUAAGUAGUACAGGUAGUACCAGCUUAUCUUAACCUCUGCACUCAAGAACUAUAUGCUGAGGGGAGCAUAUACACAAUAUGUCAGGGGGGCAUAUACAAAUGAACAUUAACUGAUUGCUUCUAGUGUACUUUCAGUGGUAUGAUUUUGAUACAUUUUUUUCUCAGCAGUUUUCAAACUUUAUGGAUUUUAACUCAAAAUUUAGUUAGAUAUGUUAUUGUUGCCUUUGCAUUUUAACUCGAUGUUAUUAUAGUUGAUGUUAUUUAAUUUAUAUGAAUUUUUUAUUUUACUUGGAAGAUUUGGUGUACAGACCUGCAACCCUUACAUGGCCAGACAAAGACAUCGCUUUUUGUAUGCAUUUUUUUCACCAAUUAUAUUAGAGUCAAAACAUCAUUCCAAAGAUUAUAUAACAUAACACUAUGUGAAGCAGGAUCUGGAGCAAGGACACUUUAAAUGUCAUCGAUAAGACCCAUUAAGAUUUUAUUUUCAUCUUCUGAAAAAUAAAUGAUAAGAACUAUGUAGUACUAAAAUGGGUUAACUUAUUUCAAUAUAAAAGUAAAAUUUUUUUGAAACUUGGACAUACAGUAGUAAUGCAGGAAUUGAUCCAUUGUUACCUCAUAGGAUUUCACAGUCAAACUUAGCUUCUGAAAACUGGCAGUGACUUUGAACUUCUAUAUAAAAGAAAAUUAUAAUUGAUACAAGAAUUUACAUUGACACAAGCAUUCAUAAAGUUAUAAAAGAAAGUAAAUCACACAUACAUUGUUUUUUCCUGUUUUAUUCAUACAUAUACCUCAUAUUGCACAAAUCAAGUUACCUAACAAGUAACAUUAUACAUACAUAUGAAACCCAACAAAAAUAAUAAACCAUUCAAGCAACUUUCAGAAAAAUCUUAUAUACA